ACUUCUCUUCCUAUCCAUUAAGGUUGAAGUUCGUAGGUGAAAGGGUACACACGCUGCAUCCCAUGUGUUGUUGUUUUUGUUAAGAUAACUUAAUAUGUGUUGAAGUGAACUGUAGUAACAUGGGAAAGAAUAAGAAGAACAAAACUGACGAGUCGGGGACAAAAGCAGUCAAAGCCGGACAUCAUGCAGGUGAUAAGAAGCUCAAACGAAAUGGAAAACCCAACACAGCCAAAGAAGAAGACCAUUUCAAAGACAUCCCGUUUAAGCUUCGAGAGAUAAUGAAGAGUAAGGAGAGAAUGAAAGCGGGGCCGAAGAGGAGCAACAUGUUCAAACACGCCAUUUACCCUAAAGGUAAAGCAGAGGGUUCCCAGGGUGGAGAUAUACCUGUCCCACACUUCAAGAGGGGAAAGAAGGAAAGUGAGAAAGCUUACUUGAGGCGCAUGGAGAAUGAGACAAAACAUGUCCUCUUCCUCACCAAUAACCAAGUGGACAGAAAGCCCGAGCUGGAGGCAGACCAACAAGAGAGGCCAGCAGACAGUGGAAAGUCUGACAAAAAGAAGGAGUACGACAAAAUGAAAAUACAGAGGCUACAGCAGAAGAAGCUGGACAGAAGAGUGGCCAUCAUGGAAAAGGAGAUGUUUAUCGAUGAUGUUCCUUUUGGGGAAGUUUCAAUGGCCCCACCAACUCUGAGCGCCAAACCCAGGAAGGCUCCAGUCAGACCUCAGGCAUCAAAGGGGCUGCUUCUCAACUCCCUCUUAGGCCAGAAUCCAACCUCCACCGCCAAGCCCUCCAUGGCCCGUCAGAGAAUCAUGGAGGAGGAGAGGCAGCGAGCCGUGGAGGCCUACCGUCAUCUCAAGAAACAGAAACAGCUGCAGCACGAGGCCAGGACUGCCGGUCUUAAAAAGCUCAAGAAUCCUCAAUGAUGUUUUAAUAUCAGAGUCACCGAGCUUCAGUCAGCCGUGAAGUAAAAAAGAAACUGAGAAGGACCUUCAGAUAAAUACCAGCUGACUGACUGGUUGUUUAAGAAACUCUAGAGCUGGAGUGUCUCAAUGUAAAACAAGCAAAGGAGCAAACAUUUGCAUCCACAGGCCGCAGUGUGGGAGCUGAGCAGUUGUCAAGAAAUAGUUUGCUGUGGUUCCACUAGAUGGCAGUCCUCCUGCAGAAAGCUGGUAUCAAAGUGUUUGCGGGCGGAACAUUUGGGACUUUUUAAAAAGUAAAAAUGUCAUUUUGGUGGCACCUGUCGUCAUACUAAUGUGUGAAUGCAGCCUUUUUACCAUAUUCCCAGCUGUGGGUAUAAAAUGAGCAUAACCUGUAAAUGAAAUAUAAAGAAUACAUUCAAGUGAACUAUCUCA
Messenger RNA from Labrus bergylta (ballan wrasse), 1352 nucleotides. It is a transcript of the gene ccdc137, whose product is annotated as coiled-coil domain containing 137. Lineage: Eukaryota; Metazoa; Chordata; Actinopteri; Labriformes; Labridae. Gene Ontology annotation, cellular component: nucleus. The record is from RefSeq and is a predicted model, not a curated record.